This is a messenger RNA of [Candida] anglica, 2171 nucleotides long. The record is from the annotation of a GenBank genome assembly. Lineage: Eukaryota; Fungi; Ascomycota; Pichiomycetes; Serinales; Debaryomycetaceae.
AGGGUACGUUAAAUACAUAUUUCUAAUCAACAUCUAUACCUGAAAUUAGGAUGGAAGCUAGUUCGAAGGUACCACUUUCACAUACUUUGUGGUCUCCCCAUGACACCGUCAAAGAUGCUGCUGAAUCCUUGGGAAUCAAUCUUCCGGAAGAAGCAGCCAAAAACUUGGCCAUGGAUGUCGAAUAUAGAAUCCAUGAGAUCUUGGAAACAGCCAAUAAGUUCAUGCGUCAUGGGAAAAGAAAGUUGCUCACCACAGGUGACAUUUCCUUGGCCUUGAAGAUGUUGAAUAUUGAGCCCUUGUACGGGUACGACAACUCACAACCUUUGGAAUUCAAAGAAGCAUUAGUUGGAGCUGGAGGUCAAACCUUGUAUUAUAUCGAUGAUCAUGAGAUUGAAUUUGAGAAGUUGAUCAAUCAACUGUUGCCCCGUGUUCCAAGACAAACUAGUUUCACUGCUCAUUGGUUGGCAAUUGAAGGUGUACAGCCCAUGAUUAGUCAGAAUCCAUUACCACUGGAAAUUAAGGCAUUGGCUCCAAUUGUCAGAGGUGCUACCUCAACUUUAUUGGGCGAUUCCAUUGGCGGCAGUAGCUCAAGCAGUAAUGGUACAGCCAAUGGUGCUGCCAAUAGUAGUGGUGGAUCUGGAGCAAACGGAACAGGGGCUGGCGGUUCGAACGCUACGAAUAGAUCUUCGGGUGCCAGUACCUCCGGUACUUCUGGUACUUCUGGAACCAAGGUUGAAGUUAAGCCUCUUGUUAAACAUGUCCUUUCCAAACAACUCCAACUUUACUUCGACAAGGUCGUUGAAGUACUCAUUUCGACGGACCCAGAAAAGGAACAACUCAAGUAUGCAGCCCUUACCUCCCUUAGGAAUGACCCUGGUCUCCAUCAACUUGUUCCAUAUCUUAUUCAAUUUGUAGCAGAACAAAUCACAAACCAAUUAAGAAACAUUAAUAUUCUUUCAACGAUGUUGGAAGUGAUAUCCGCUUUGGUUGAAAACAAGACUAUAUUCCUCGAUCCAUAUGUUCAUGCCUUGAUGCCUUGUAUUUUAACUUUGUUGUUGGCCAAAAGAAUUGGACCUAACGUUGCCAAUGGUGGAUCCUCGGCGGCAGUAUCAAAGGCAGAGAAUGUGAAGUCGAGCGAUGCUAUGGAAGUUGAUGAUGAAGAUAAAACAACUUCCUCGAAUGAGAAAUCAUCUACUAAAGAUACUGAUUCCGAUUCCCUUCUUCAGCAGCUCGCCGUUAGAGAAUUUGCAGCUGUGCUUCUUCAUCAUAUCAUCAGAGUCUACGGCUCUCUGUAUACUACCCUCAUGCCAAGAGUUACCCGUACCCUUUUAAGAGCACUUCUCGAUGCUUCUAAACCAGUGGGUACUCACUAUGGUGCUUUGUUAGGUCUUCAAAAUAUGGGUUCGGAAGUUAUUAAGUUGGUACUUAUUGGAAAUCUUAAGAUGUGGUGCAACCUGGUCAUUUCAAACGGACGUAGCGAGCAAGAACGUGAAAUUCUUUUGAAUACAACUUUGGAUACAUUAAGGAAGUUGAAAAAUGUAUCUGAGGAUGGUCAAGAAUCAACUGAAGAAGGUACUGGACUCUCAGAUGAAGUUAAAGAGAAACUUGUGGAAAGACUUGGUGAAACUCUUUCGGACCUUGUACUUGAGCAAGAAGAUUCACUCGAGAUUGUAAGAGGCAUUUUCUUUGGUGAACUCAAUGUAUAAUAUCAUUGGAUCCAAAGAGUCUGUAGGGUUGAAGGUGGUGAAAGCACCCUAAUGUGAUUUCCGAACAGAAGGGAAAAAACCUAAUGCUAUAAAUACACCCGCAUUAUCGAGUAUUCAUCAAGGAGCAAUAAGAGGGGGUAAAUACACCCUACUCCGUUAAGACAGCUGCAACGCCCUCGUGAAAUUCAAUUUCGUAAGACUUCACAGGCGCAAAGAAUUUUAUAUCCUCAAGGGUAAACACGGUCAGAUAUUGAUUUGUUUUCUAUCCUUGCUAGGAUGAUACAGCAAUUGUUGUCCGCUUUCCUCAAAUAUGAAAUCAGAAAGCAGAAAGUUCAAAAGAGUUCUACAACAACGUGUCCUUCAACUCAUUCCCUGUAAAAAAGAAUUGACAAUAGAAAAUAUUAAUUGAAUUGUAUGUAAUGAGAGAGGUGAUAUUAUGUGGAAUUUAUGCAAAUUAACGUCCAC